This is a messenger RNA of Helobdella robusta, 372 nucleotides long. RefSeq lists its product as hypothetical. The record is from RefSeq and is a predicted model, not a curated record. The annotation marks the transcript as partial. Lineage: Eukaryota; Metazoa; Annelida; Clitellata; Rhynchobdellida; Glossiphoniidae. The transcript is spliced from 3 exons.
GCCCGCACCAAACUUCGUUCUUUGAAGACUUACCUUCAGACAUGCAGAUCUGAACUUUUGAAAGAACUUCACAGACUUCUGAACGGCCAUGAACACCUCUACCAACAUGUUCACCAGUAUUCAAUUGAGGACCUGGUCUCAGUUCCUUCUGGUUCCCUGCUAAAAACCCUGAACAAGAGCAUAACCUUUGCGGUGGACCACGUAAGGUCGUGCCCCCUGUGCAGUCAGAAGGGCUUCUACUGCGAGAUCUGUCGGGCCGAUAAGAUCAUCUACCCCUUUGAAGUUGACAAUACAGUUAGGUGUCCUAGCUGCAAAGCCCUCUACCACGCCUCCUGCAAAACGCCUCAAGUUUCCUGUCCGAAAUGUCUGCGA